GGGUUAAUUGGGCAGUAAAUCUGAAUGUAAAGUCGAUGUUUACUGGGACUGCCAGGUGUCACGGUUUAUCAUUCUGCAUUCUGCCGGCUGUCACUUCUCCAAUUAGCUUCAUGUUCCCCGUCUAGUUGCAAUCUACUAAGUUUGGGUGCCGAUAAGAACCCGGCAAGGAAAGAGCCAAAGAAAACAAAUUUGUACCUCGCUGCUGUCCUACGAAGUUGUUGAGGCCUGCGUUCUUCCAAUCCGAAUUUAUCUUGUACCAAUUCCACAUCCACAUCCACAAAUCUUUUUCUUCUUUUCCCACAACCCAACCUUUAACUCAACCACAAAUACUCGCACCGUGAACCAAUCUGCCCAAGAUGUCUAUCCCCGCCUUCGCUGAUAUUUCCAAGUCGGCAAAUGACUUGCUGAACAAGGACUUCUACCACCUCUCCGCGGGAACCAUCGAGGUUAAAAGCAACACUCCCAACAAUGUCGCCUUCAAGGUCACUGGCAAGAGCAGCCACGAGAAGGCUACCAGCGGUGCCAUCGAAGGCAAAUACACAGACAAGUCUCUCGGUAAUUCAACCACUAUUUUUCCCAGUCAGACCAUCAAGUCGCACACCAAAAGACGCCAAGCGAGUUCGCUUACAGUAUCGUUGUGGGGAAUAAAAGCUCCAACCUGGCCUCUCGAUUUCUCUAUCUUCCUAAGUCAACAUGGCUCACAAUUACUAAUGCUAUACCGACGCGCAGGCCUCACUCUGACUCAGACCUGGAACACGGCCAACGCCCUCGACACCAAGGUUGAGCUCGCCGAUACCCUCGCCAAGGGACUGAAGGCCGAGUCCAUCUUCUCUUUCCUACCCGCCACCCAAAACAAGGGUGUUAAGCUCAACCUUACAUUCAAGCAAUCCGCUUUCCACGGCCGUGCCUUCUUCGACCUCCUCAAGGGCCCCACUGCCAACGUCGACGCCGUUAUCGGUCACGAAGGUUUCCUUGCUGGUGCCUCGGCUGGAUAUGAUGUCCAAAAGGCUGCUGUUACCGGCUACAGCGCCGCCGUUGGCUACAUUGCUCCUCAGUACAGCGCUGCCAUCACUGCCACUGACAACCUGAGCGUCUUUGCGGCCAGCUACUACCACAAAGUGAACAGCCAGGUCGAGGCUGGUGCCAAGGCUACCUGGAACUCCAAGAGCGGAAGCGCUGUCGGUCUUGAGGUUGCCAGCAAGUACCGUCUUGACCCCGUCUCCUUCGCCAAGGCCAAGAUCAACGACCGUGGCGUUGCCGCUGUCUCCUACAACGUUCUUCUUCGCCCUGGCGUUACCCUAGGUCUCGGCGCUUCUUUCGACACCCAGAAGCUCGAGCAGGCCACCCACAAGGUCGGCGCCAGCUUCACCUUCGAGAGCUAAAUUGGUUAGCCUAAAGCUAAAGGAGUGUUUCGGACUUUUGUAGACGAAUUCCCGGGAAUCAUGCCCAAUACCCUCUCGUCAUUAUUUGUAUGCUUUACAAAACAAGCAGGAUUCUUCGCAUACGAGUCAAAAUAUCUCAAUUGUAGACAUUAGACCUCUUGGACGUUCG
Molecule: messenger RNA, 1551 nt
Organism: Daldinia loculata
Lineage: Eukaryota; Fungi; Ascomycota; Sordariomycetes; Xylariales; Hypoxylaceae
Exons: 5
Coding region: 357-1382 (341 amino acids)
Biological process (GO): monoatomic anion transmembrane transport
Cellular component (GO): mitochondrial outer membrane
Molecular function (GO): voltage-gated monoatomic anion channel activity
Source: RefSeq, a predicted model, not a curated record